UUCCAUGUGACUCUUGAUUUUCACCGUUAAUGUAAAGUUGAUUAACUUUUUGUUUCUCAUCUUAAUUGUUGAUUAAUUGUGUUUGAUUUUUGAAACUGUUUUCUAUUCUAUCUUGUCCUUUGGUCAACUGUUCUCUAGUAUUCGGUGAUCUCUUUGUUCUUUGGGCUGUUCUUCUUUAAUUGGAUUCUUUUACUUGGUCAUCUUUUUUUUCUCUCUUCUAUUAUUGUAUUGUUAUUGACGUGAUGUUUUCUAUUCCUCGGAGUUUGGUUCGUCUACGGUCAGUUUUUCCGUUAAUUCACCAUGGAGCUCGAUACAGGUCAAGUUUACCCAUGAAUACUGUUGUCAUCUUUGUCCCUCAACAGGAAGCCUGGGUUGUUGAGAGAAUGGGUAAAUUUUAUCAAAUUUGUGAACCAGGUUUAAAUUUUUUAAUCCCUGUCAUUGAUAGGGUUAAAUAUGUUCAAAGUUUAAAGGAAAUUGCAAUUGAUAUACCUAAACAAUCAGCUGUUACAUCGGACAAUGUUACUUUGGCUAUUGAUGGUGUCCUUUAUUUACGAGUUAUCGAUCCAUAUAAAGCAUCUUAUGGUGUCGAGGAUCCAGAAUUUGCGAUCACCCAACUUGCCCAGACAACAAUGAGAUCGGAAAUUGGUAAAAUUACUUUGGACACUGUUUUCAAGGAAAGGGAAACCUUAAAUAUUGCCAUAGUUGAGGCCAUUAACAAAGCUGGACUUGCCUGGGGAAUUACAUGCCUUCGUUAUGAGAUUCGUGAUAUUAAAUUACCGGAAAGAGUUCAAGAGGCGAUGCAAAUGCAGGUUGAAGCGGAGAGGAGGAAACGUGCUGUUGUUUUGGAAUCGGAAGGUCGUCGAGAAGCAGAGAUUAAUGUAGCUGAAGGUGAAAAACAAGCCAAAAUUUUAGCAUCAGAAGCUCAACGAAUUGAGCAGAUCAACAAUGCUCAAGGAGAAGCGGCUGCCAUUCAAGCUGUUGCCUCGGCUAAAGGGUUAGCGUUAGAAAGGAUAAGCAAAGCGCUCGUAAACAAAGGUGCUAAUGCUGCUUCUUUACUCGUCGCCGAACAAUAUGUCAAAGCAUUUUCCGAAUUAGCUAAAAAGAACAAUACUUUAAUUCUACCCGCUGAUACUGGAAAUGUUGGUAGUUUAGUAGCACAAUCGAUGGCAAUUUACAAGAAUAUCACCGAUCGUCAGGUCAACUUCGAGUCAACCCAUAAGAAGGAUAAAGACGACAAAGAUAAUUUCCUUGCCGAAUAUGAUAGUGAUGAAGAUGAAAAUGAUGGAAAACUUUAGAAAAUAAUUUUCAAAUUCUAAUUGAUUUAGUUAAAUGAAUUAAAUUGUCAAUUUAAAGAGUUCCAGUGGACGGAAGAAAAAAGUUUAGAACUCACAAAGACCAAAAAAUAUUGACCAUCAUCUUUGUCCCUAAAUUUGUCUCUCAAAUUUAUGUCAACACUUUUGUCUUCUUCCUCUUCUCUCUCUCUCUCACCCUCUUUAAUGUGCCCACUUCCGGUUUUUAUUUAUUCUUCACGUCCAAAGUAUUCCGAUCACACAUCUCGAUUAACAAUUAAAUUACCAACGAAAUGACCAAAACAAAAAAGUAAA
Panonychus citri (citrus red mite) is the source of this 1604-nucleotide messenger RNA. It is a transcript of the gene Stoml2, whose product is annotated as stomatin-like protein 2, mitochondrial. The record is from RefSeq and is a predicted model, not a curated record. Gene Ontology annotation, cellular component: membrane. The transcript has a single exon. NCBI's taxonomy places the organism in Eukaryota, Metazoa, Arthropoda, Arachnida, Trombidiformes, Tetranychidae. Bases 243 to 1295 code for a protein of 350 amino acids.